CUCUUCUCAAGUCCCAACUGAGAAACACAGCAAGACUUAGCACAGAAAUAUUGUGCAUACAUCUCAGUACUCCUGAUCUAUUAUUUCCUUUUCAUCAAUAAUGGCUCAAUUGGUGAUCACCAACAACUCCUCUCAAAUGCUCCACCUGAUGAAGCCCAACAAUCAACAGAUCAAAACAGCCGCAGGAAGAGGAAUUGGCACCUGGAAACCCAGAAACAGAAGCCCUCCUUCUCAGAUCAAUGUUGUUCUCAAGGCAGCUGCAUUUAAGAAAUGGUCGAUGAUAAGUCCUGCAAACUCCACCAAUCGUCGGAGCAACAUGACUGUUCCAGAGCAGCCCGAAUCCAUCAUUUCCUAUCUUCAGGCUGCUGACGUUCUUCUCAAAGUAGAAGCAAGCCCACCGCCAGUGGAUAAAGGCAGUGGUAGUCAAACCAACAGAAACAAUCCCACUGUUAGACCCAAGGAGUUAUCAACUAAAGAAAAUGACAAAGUGAACAAGGAACUCAAGGAUAAAACAAAGCAGGAAAACUAAUCCUUCCUCUGAUCGUCAGACCAUUCAAGGAUCGAUCGAUGUGACCAAUUAAUUAUAAGUAUACACAUCCAGAGAAGGGAACCACCGAGUUCUCAUGGCCAAAUCCAUGAGAAAGGCCGCUAGCUAGCUAUAUGCAUGGUGGAGUUAUAUAUAUGUUGUGCUCCUCUACUAUAUAUAAUUAGUAAUUAGACAGAUAUAUAUAGCUCUACUAAUUAAUUAGCUAGUUUCUAGCCCAUCUGUGUGGACUUUCUACUGUUUUAAGACAACUCUACCUCUUGUUUGUAUGCAGUGUGUAUAUCAAGAAAGCACUAGCUUGUCUGUGUGUGUAUUGGGAUUGGAAUUUAAUUGUUUUGAAGCUGUGUUUAAUAAAAAUUCGGAAAAAUUAAUAUGGGCUUUCCAAAAUCCAAACGCCCAGAUCA
This is a messenger RNA of Nelumbo nucifera (sacred lotus), 948 nucleotides long. Lineage: Eukaryota; Viridiplantae; Streptophyta; Magnoliopsida; Proteales; Nelumbonaceae. The record is from RefSeq and is a predicted model, not a curated record.